Melampsora larici-populina 98AG31 is the source of this 1674-nucleotide messenger RNA. RefSeq lists its product as uncharacterized. Gene Ontology annotation, biological process: intracellular iron ion homeostasis; transmembrane transport. Gene Ontology annotation, cellular component: mitochondrial inner membrane. The record is from RefSeq and is a predicted model, not a curated record. Gene Ontology annotation, molecular function: ABC-type transporter activity; ATP hydrolysis activity; ATP binding. Lineage: Eukaryota; Fungi; Basidiomycota; Pucciniomycetes; Pucciniales; Melampsoraceae. The transcript is spliced from 10 exons. Bases 1 to 1674 code for a protein of 557 amino acids.
AUGUUUAAGCAAAUCAUAGAUUCUCUAUCAAUACCUAUCGAUCCUACGACAACCCAGGGUGUUUGGAUGAUUGCAGGGAGUGUAAUUGCUGGAUGUCAGUGCUCUAGUUAUGGUCUCGCUCGUAUAUUGGCUACCGUUUUUUCAGAAUUACGAACGGCGAUCUUCACCAAUGUCGCUCAAUCUGCUAUUCGAAGGGUUGCUAGAGGAGUCUUUACUCAUUUACUCAAUGUCGAUGUCGGCUUUCAUCUACAGAAUCAAACAGGUGGACUCACUCGAGCUAUAGAUCGUGGAACAAAAGGUAUAUCAUUUAUGCUUUCUUCGAUAGUUUUCCAUGUCUUUCCAACUGCAUUGGAGAUCGGAAUUGUUUGCGGAAUCCUCACAUAUAACUUUGGGUGGAGCUAUGCCGGUAUCACCUUGAUGACGAUGUUGGCCUAUACAUGGUUCACCAUCCGGACUACAGCAUGGCGAUUACAAUUCAGGAAACGAGCCAAUCAAGCCGAUAACAUUGCAGCUAGCAUUUCAAUUGAUUCUUUAACAAAUUAUGAAGCAGUCAAACAUUUCAAUAAUGAAAAGUUUGAGAUUCAACAAUAUGAUCAAGCACUCGAAAGACAUGAGAAAGCUUCGAUUGAUAUUUAUAAAAGCUUAGCCUUCUUGAAUACAGGACAGAAUGUGAUUUUUUCAGCUGCAUUGACUGGUAUGAUGUAUUUAGCUGCUCAAUCUGUGAUUGAUGGUACUAUGACUGUUGGAGAUCUGGUGAUGAUCAACCAAUUGGUUUUCCAACUUAGUUUACCAUUAAAUUUUCUUGGAUCUGUUUAUCGAGAGCUUAGGCAAAGUAUCAUAGAUAUGGAGACUUUGUUUGACUUGCAGCAAACAGGAUUAAUCAUCAAGGAUAAACCAAACGCCGUACCAUUACGCUUGACUCAGGGGGGCGAGAUUCGAUUUGAAAACGUUUCAUUUAGUUAUUCUUCUUCAAGGCCGAUCUUUACCAACUUAUCAUUUGUGAUUCCGGCUGGUAAAAAGGUAGCGAUUGUUGGACCAUCAGGUUGUGGAAAAUCUACUGUCUUUAGAUUAUGUUUUAGAUUUUAUGAUGUUCAAGAAGGUAGAAUUUUGAUUGAUGGACAAGAUAUAAGAGAAGUCAAUUUGAAUAGUUUGAGAUCACAUAUAGGAGUCGUACCACAAGACACAAGUUUGUUUCACUCAGAUAUCUUACAUAAUAUUAGAUAUGGGAAUCUUGAAUCAAGUGAUGAAGAAGUCAAACGGGUAGCUAGAUUAGCCAAACUUGAGAAAACGAUUGAACAAUUACCUAAUGGAUGGAAAACUGAAGUUGGAGAACGUGGAUUGAUGUUGAGUGGAGGUGAAAGACAAAGAUUGGCAAUUGCGAGAUUGAUGUUAAAGAAUCCUUCAAUUUUAUUCUUUGAUGAAGCGACCUCUGCAUUAGAUAUUUAUACUGAACAGGAUUUGAUGAGAAACAUUAUACAAAACUUGUUAGAUAAACAGCGUACUAGUGUAUUUGUUGCACACAGACUUAAGACUAUAUCAGAUUCAGAUUUGAUUAUCGUUUUGAAAGAUGGAAGAGUGGCUGAACAAGGUAGUCAUGAUGAACUUUUGAAAGUUCAAGGUGGAAUUUAUCAAGAUAUGUGGAAAUCACAGUUUAUCACUAGUGAAUCAAAUUGA